This is a messenger RNA of Exaiptasia diaphana, 609 nucleotides long. RefSeq lists its product as uncharacterized. The record is from RefSeq and is a predicted model, not a curated record. The coding region runs from base 1 to 609 and encodes 202 amino acids. NCBI's taxonomy places the organism in Eukaryota, Metazoa, Cnidaria, Anthozoa, Actiniaria, Aiptasiidae. The transcript is spliced from 3 exons.
AUGCCGUCAGAGAGUCUGUUUGAUCUUAGCAAUCAACUGGUUGUUCUGUGCCCCAAAGAGACAACAGUCCACACUGGCCACAGUCCACAGUGUCCACAUUCCACACUAGUCCACAGUAUCCACAGUCCACACUAUAGGCCACAGAGCCAACAGUCCACACUAGUCCACACUGUCCACACUGUCCACAUUCCACACUGGUCCACGCUGCCCACAUUCCACACUGUCCACAGUCCACACUGUCCACAUUCCACACUGGUCCACACUGCCCACAGUCCACACUGCCCACACAAGUCCACACUGCCCACAGUCCACACUGUCCACAUUCCACACUGGUCCACACUGCCCUCACAAGCCCACGCUGCCCACAGUCCACACUGUCCACAUUCCACACUGUCCACACUGUCCACAGUCCACACUGUCCACAUUCCUCACUGGCCCACACUGUCACACUGUCCACAUUCCUCACUGGCCCACACUGUCCACAGUCCACACUGGUCCACACUGCCCACACAAGUCCACACUGCACACAGUCCACACUUCCCACACAAGUCCACGGAGUCCACAGUCCACAUAGUCCACACUGCUCGAAAGCGUGCGCGACUGUCCUGA